Racocetra persica is the source of this 213-nucleotide messenger RNA. The record is from the annotation of a GenBank genome assembly. NCBI's taxonomy places the organism in Eukaryota, Fungi, Glomeromycota, Glomeromycetes, Diversisporales, Gigasporaceae.
AUGUUGAUAUUUCCAAUACUUUGUGCACUUUAUGCAAGUUCAGUUUGGAUAUUAAUCACAUGCUCAGAAAGAACUGGACAGAGUAGAAUUAUCGAUGAUGAUGAUGAUGGUAUAGAUUUUGAAGAAAAUAGAGUAUUGUUUGAUGAGGAAGAAGAGUUUAUAAAAGCUGAACUUGACACGUUUAACUCAAAUUCUAAUUCUGAUUCGGCAUAG